UAUUCUCCAUCACAUCCUUUUCCUUCUUCUAUAAAUCCAUUGCCACAAACUAGCGUCUUAUCAAAACGAUGGAGAUCCUUUGGUCUUCAUUCCCUGAGUCUUGACUUCACCUCCAUUAACACAUUUCCACUUCAAACGGUUUUGAUCCGUUGUGCAAUUAGACAAAUAAGUUUCAAAGAACUUGAUGUUGAGUUGCUACUGUGAAGACUUACUCAAUUUCCUCGCGGCGUUAUAAAAAGUGUCUAACGAGUUUUCAAGUUGAAAUCUCGAUAUCCUGGAUUUAGAUUGCUACUUUCUUCUGUAAUCGGCAGGUGGUUUCGAUCACUCAAUACAUUAUCUCUUUCCCUUGUCAUUUUAUAUGAUCAAUCCUCAUCUCGGAUUUGUUUUACUGAAUCAUCAUUUCUCGUCUAAAGAAACUCAAAUCUUGACCGCUGUUUUGGGCUGAAAACUCUAAGAUUAGUUGUAGCGCUCGAAGAUUUAACUCUAGAGAAUUUGCUUUCAGUUAAACGGGUUGGAUAUUUCAUGUGCAAAAUUGGGGAGAAAUUGCGAAUCACAAGCUGUUUUGAAGCGUAUUAUGAUAAGAAGUUGGCGUGAAGAUUAAUGCUCCCAUACUUAGAAUUGGUUGUUUGGGAAUACAAUGCUUAUCUAGGUAGCGACUCUCUGCAGAAUUUAACAUCUCUUCAUGAAGCUCCGUUGGGUUUUUUCUACUUCAUGAGAUAUACAGUACGGAAAGCUCGAAGUCCACCCUGUUUAGAAGCUCUUCCAGCCAUUGACACACUUAUUCUCAAUGGAUUAUCAACGAACUACAAGAUUGAAAGGAGCGGUUACCAAUUUCUAAGCCACUUUAAGGUAGUGAAAAUUCAUGGAUUUUUAGAAUGUGAGACCGAAGUUAGUUUGGCCAAGUUUUUGCUAAGCUGGAAAGCACUUGCAAGAAAUGACUCAUUUGCACCUCAAACUUGCAACUAUCAGAGAUUCUCUUCGAAGACAAAAAGCUUAGUCUCAAAUGCAUGGGAUUUCUCUUGGGCGUCUUCUAUGGCUAAAAUUGGCAUUCUCACUAAUCUUGGAAAUUCAGAUAUUCAUGAAAUUUAUAAUUCUAAUUCCAAUGCACGUUUUUAA
This is a messenger RNA of Jatropha curcas, 1116 nucleotides long. The record is from RefSeq and is a predicted model, not a curated record. NCBI's taxonomy places the organism in Eukaryota, Viridiplantae, Streptophyta, Magnoliopsida, Malpighiales, Euphorbiaceae.